AUGGAACCCCAUAUCCGCAAUACCAUUUCCCAUCUGCCGAACCCCACGCCCACACCUAUCCUUCGCAAAAGCCACGGGGGAGAAGGAGAGCAAGAUAUGGGUGGUUGGGUGAGGUAG
Molecule: messenger RNA, 117 nt
Organism: Plenodomus lingam JN3
Lineage: Eukaryota; Fungi; Ascomycota; Dothideomycetes; Pleosporales; Leptosphaeriaceae
Source: RefSeq, a predicted model, not a curated record